Messenger RNA from Mycetomoellerius zeteki, 1779 nucleotides. RefSeq names its product axoneme-associated protein mst101(2). Gene Ontology annotation, cellular component: cilium; ciliary basal body. The transcript is spliced from 7 exons. The record is from RefSeq and is a predicted model, not a curated record. NCBI's taxonomy places the organism in Eukaryota, Metazoa, Arthropoda, Insecta, Hymenoptera, Formicidae. The coding region runs from base 1 to 1266 and encodes 421 amino acids. Gene Ontology annotation, molecular function: microtubule binding.
AUGUUCAAAAAGAAGAAACGUGGGGGUGACAAGGAGAAGAAAGUACGCAAAAAGUGUUUAAACGAACGAGAAACGCUAUCUUACGAACAACAAGUUCUAGACAACAAUAGACAACUGUCACGGCUACGUAGUCGAAAUGAGGAGCUUGAAAUCGAGGUAAAGAAUUUGACGAAAAAGUAUGAGCACUUAAAAGAGGAUCGAUCUGACAUCGUGGCGCAUUUAAAACGGAACUUGGAAGGAAGGAUAGAAGAGGCUCGCGAAUUAAACGAACGUUUAUCGGCCAUGGAAGAAUUGAGAAAGCAGGAGCAAGCCGAGUAUAAAAAGAAAGAAAAUGCGAUGGAACAAGAGUAUCGUACUAUGGAAAGUAAUUUGAGCGCUGAAGUAAAACUUGCAGCUGGAAAGCUGAAUGCGUUGGAGGACUGGAGAUUAGCCCGCUUGGAUUUAAUGCGCAAGUUUGAGAUACAAGAGGAAGAAAUGACGAAACAAGAGGAAUUGCACAAGACGACGCUUUAUGAAACGGAGAAAUCAGUCAUUGUUACUAAGGCUAAAAUGCAGAAGGAGAUGGAGGAACGAUUAAGGCAGCUCGCUCGGGAAUUCAAAGAAGCGACGAACAUUCGUAUAGCGGAUAUGAUGCAUAACGCGGUCAGGAGGAACAUCGCGUUGAAUCACGAGCUGAAUUCGAUGUUGAAGGUUUGCCAGGAUCUGGAAACAAAGAGCGCGGAAUAUAAAGAAACCGAUCGUGCGCUCAGGUUGCAGUGCGAAUUGCUCGAAGGCGAAGCCAAAAUAGCGCAGGAAGAUACAAUAAGGUACAGACACGUGAUGCAUGAGCUCGCCCAGGAGCACGUGGACACGAUCCACGAAUACGGUCGAAUACAACGUGAGAACACGAGGCUCGGCAAUUACGAACAAAUUAUGAGUGAAUACAAGGCGAGAUGCACGGAGUCGGAAGAGAAAGUGAAGGUUCUCGAGCGACAUUUACAAGAGACCAAAAAGGCUCGGGAGGAAGUCCUGAUGGAAGUGAGAAAGAAGUGCGAGGAAUUCGAUAACUUGAACAAGAUCCUGAACGAAGCCAAACAAUGCAUCCUGGAAGCGUUACAGUUGCAAGAGCAUGUCUGCACGAGUGAUACUUGUACUUCAUGUUGCGCUGAUCAGAAACAGAAGAUUAUUUAUUCGCUGCAGAAUAUACUCGAGAAGCAUAAUAUUUCCGAUGUAAUCGCAGAUGAUGAUUCACAGGUGGUGAAAACAGAGCAUGAAUCUUUGGAGUAAGAUUUCUUGUUCUAAUACAUGCAGAAAGAAAGUUGGCUUCUGAUUAAUAUUGGUAUGCAAAAAGGUGACUUAAUUUUGUCAAGAUUUCCGUACGUAUUUCGCGGUACAUUCAUAAACUAAUUAUGUGAAAAAAAAAUACGCGUAUGCGCAGAAGAGAGCGCGUGUAGCGUCGUUUAUUCUUUGAGGGACUCAAACUCACUAGCAAUCUCGUUUCCAUCGCUUACGUUAUCAUACAGAAAUUGCAAAAGCAAUUAAGAGAUGUGCAAGAGGGAGCAACAAAAUUUAGUUCUUUGUCGAAAUACGAUUACUGCUGAUAUACGUGACAAGUGCUGCACGUGUAUUUACGGAGCGAGGUUACGAUGGAUGAGUGUACACUGGUGUACACUAGUUGCAUAGUACGAUUGGGCUUGAAAUCAUCGUGGGAAAUACAUGAAUACCUAUAAAGCGUCGACAUUGUACAAGGCAGUGCGUCAUUUGCAUCACAAGCAGGUCGACACCUGCGGUUGUAUUAUU